This is a messenger RNA of Elgaria multicarinata webbii, 1471 nucleotides long. RefSeq names its product WD repeat domain 73 (gene WDR73). The coding region runs from base 37 to 1173 and encodes 378 amino acids. Gene Ontology annotation, molecular function: protein binding. Gene Ontology annotation, biological process: cytoplasmic microtubule organization. NCBI's taxonomy places the organism in Eukaryota, Metazoa, Chordata, Lepidosauria, Squamata, Anguidae. Gene Ontology annotation, cellular component: spindle pole; cytosol. The transcript is spliced from 8 exons. The record is from RefSeq and is a predicted model, not a curated record.
ACUUUUGCGUGUCUCCGCGAGAGGAGGGAAGGAAGGAUGGAGGAAGAGGAGGAGGAAGAGUGGCUGCUGGAGUCCUUGAGGCUCUACAACGAUCUCCACGUUUUUGAGCUUCAGGAUCCCACAAGAGUCAUCGAGUGGACGAGAGACAAAAGUAUCUGCGUAGCAGGAUAUGAAAGUGGGAGAAAGAAUGAAGUCCUCCAGCUGCUCUUGCCUCAGACGUUGUACGCAAAAGAGAACCAGGGUUUGUGUCCAGACAGAGAUUUUAAGGUUGAACACGGUGGAUUUUCUGACCGCCCCGUCUGCCAGCUGAAGCACAUGCCAGAGACCAGCUUGCUGGUGACGAGUGGCCCGCCGGACAGUUCGCUGCAGGUUUGGCGCAUGGAGCUGGACGAGACAGACGUUAUUAAACCCCUCAGCACUAUCCCUACCGCACACGGAGACGACCGCACCUGGGCGAAAAUGGCAGCUGCUUUCUCCAAGUCCGCACGGAUUCUUCACGGGCAGAGAAUCAACAACAUUCAGGUGACGGAGGUGGAAUCCGGGAAAACCGUCUUCAUGGCAGACUCCACCGACCCGGAUGAGGUGGCCACUCUGGACUUCCUGGACGAAGCCACCUUGCUGGCCUGCACGGCCGGGGGGCAGCUCUACUUUGCAGACACCAGGCAGCCCCGGGGUGUUCCGGGAGCCUCCGAGGAGGCGCACCUCCCUGGCGCCUUGGGAGGGCAGAAGUGGUGUGCGGGAGUAGAGCGUGGCCUGCCGGACAAGCCCCUGGUAGCCCGGCUCUCCUCCGGGGGCCACGUCGUGCUGACGGACUUCAGGAAGGCAUCACGCCCCAUGAAAGUGGCUCGGUGCCCGGUGGCCACGCCUGGCUUGCUGGGGGCAGAGUUCUUGGCCGUCUCCUUAGCUCCGCGGCUCGGGAAUUGCCUGGCGGUGUCUGGUUUUGAUGGCACCGUCCACGUCUACGAUACACAAAACUGGGAUUCCUCGGGGCAGGAAGCCAAGCCGGUGUUCAUUCACAAAGGGCAUAUUUUCAGCAGCACGGCCCACGUUGGAGACCCACCCCUGGUCACCGCCCACGCCUGGCAUCCCUGCAAGCCCCGGACGGUGUUAUCGGCAGCGAGGGACGGCUCACUGCACGUGUGGGACUGGUCCGAGCCUCGCACGGCUAGCUAGUGCUCCGGACUCCCUCUGACAUUCCCCGUUGCCAUGAAUCUGUGAGGAACGCUCAAGGAUGAAAUAAAAUCCCCCACCCCCAGCGUCGCUGGACCAAACCUUUUUAAAAUAAUAGGUUCUUUGGCAAGAGCCAGGGUCUGACCAGCGACGGUCCAGUUGCCUCCUCUGUGCGUCCGCUGUUCCCAAAUUGGGGGUGAAGACUAGGGAUGUCCUCCGCUUCUUCUCGGACUGGAGAAGCAGAAGCGGAUCGGGGGGCUUCGCCUCCCCUUAAGGCGGAGGCGAAGAGGAUCGGGGGAGC